CCCUGGGCUGCUAGGGCGGCGGCGACCUCGGCGGCUCGCAAGGAUUUGAAACCGUUUCUCUGUGGCGGCGGCGGCGGCGGCGGCGGCGCGGCCGACCGGAAAGCUUGCAUACUGAGUUAUGGAAAUAGGAAGUGAAGAAGAAAAAUGGGAGAAGCUGGAUGCAGAAUUUGAUCACUUUGUGGUAGAUAUGAAGCCCUUCGUUCUAAAAUUACCCCAUAGGUCAGAACGGCAGAGGUGUGCACUUUGGAUCAGAAAACUGUGUGAGCCUUCAGGAACAGGUGCAGGAAUAAUGGGCAGGAAGAAUCGAAACCUGUAUGCAAAACUGUUACUGCACAUGCUGAAGCGAGGAGUGCUUGAAGGCCCCUUUACACACCGACCUGAACCAGGGACACUGAAAACCUUACCUUCCUACAUGUCCAUCUAUUUUGAUGAACCAAAUCCAGCACGAGCAAAAGGUUCAAGCCCGGAAGGAUUACCAGACUGGGUAAUGGGUGAGCUGGGGACCAGUGAACACAGAUUAAAUGAAUCAUGGAAGCUUUCUUCCGGAGAAGAUUACUCUUUGGUGCAGUCACCAACUGAUGUACACAGUAGGGAACAAUACACUGCGAAGCUCCAAAUGAGAUCACAUUCUAUGAGUCCAACCUCCAGAGAAGAUGGACAAAAUAUUACCCCAAAGAGUUGUGAAGCUCAUUCCAAAAAAUCUGCUGUUUCUUUGGAUGACAGCGACAUCGAAGCUCGCCUUAAUAGUUGGAAUCUUGGGAUAGAAAAUCCUCGAUACCUGAGACAGAAGCCAAUCCCAGUUUCUCUGUUGGACAUAAAAACAAAAAUGCUGGAAGCUAAAUGUCAUGAGGAGAAGCUUAAACUGCAGCAGAAACAUGAUGCCGACGUUCAGAAGAUUUUAGGAAGAAAGAAUAAUGAAAUAGAAGAAUUGAAAACUUUAUACAAAAAGAAACAAAAUGAGAUGGAGGAGACUAUUAGAAAACUUGAAAAAAAAGUUCAGGCCCUUAUUCGUGACUGUCAAGUUAUCAGAGAGACCAAAGAAAACCAGAUUACAGAGCUAAAAAAGAUAUGUGAACAGAGUACAGAAUCUCUGAAUAAUGAUUGGGAAAAAAAGCUCCACAAUGCCGUCGCAGAAAUGGAAAAGGAAAAGUUUGAUCUUCAAAAGCGGCACACAGAAAAUAUUCAAGAGUUGCUCGAGGACACAAACGUGCGUCUGAAUAAAAUGGAAGGUGAAUACAUGGCCCAGACACAGUCCACGAACCAGGUGGUCAAGGAGCUGGAGUCACGUGUCCAGCAGCUGACUGGAGAAGCAGAGAACAGUAACUUACAGAGACAGAAAUUAAUGCAAGAAAAAUUGGAGCUUGAAAGAUGUUACCAGAUAACAUGUAAUGAAUUACAAGAAGUAAAGGCAAGGCGCAACACACUGCAUAAAGAGAAAGAUCAUCUUGUAAACGAUUAUGAACAAAACAUGAAACUAUUACAAGCCAAAUAUGAUGCUGAUAUAAGCCUUCUGAAAAAGGAGCAUGCUCUUUCAGCUUCUAAGGCAUCUGGUAUGAUUAAAGAACUAGAAGAGAACAUCUGUCAAUUAAAACAGCAGCUCCAGGAAUCAGAACUUCAAAGAAAGCAACAACUAAGGGAUCAAGAAAAUAAGUUUCAAAUGGAGAAAAGUCAUUUAAAACGCACCUAUGAAAAAAAGAUUAAUGACCUGCAGAGUGAACUUGAUAAAGAGAAAGAAGAUGCUCAAAAGAAAAUCCAUAAAUUUGAGGAAGCACUGAAGGAAAAAGAGGAACAGCUGACGCGUGUGACUGAAGUUCAGAGGCUGCAGGCCCAGCAGGCAGACGCUGCUCUGGAAGAGUUUAAGCGGCAGGUGGAACUGAACUCAGAGAAAGUGUAUGCCGAAAUGAAAGAGCAGAUGGAAAAAGUGGAAGCAGAUCUAACUAGAUCCAAGUCUCUUCGUGAGAAACAAUCAAAGGAGUUUUUACGGCAGCUGGAGGAUGUCAAACAACAAUAUGAACAGCAGAUAGUAGAGCUGAAGCUGGAGCAUGAACAGGAGAAGACGCACCUAUCACAGCAGCAUAGCGCAGAGAAGGAUAGCCUAGUCCGAGACCAUGAACGGGAAAUUGAAAACCUGGAAAAACAGCUUCGCGCUGCCAAUAUGGAGCACGAAAAUCAAAUCCAAGAGUUCAAGAAACGAGAUUCACAGGUUAUUGCUGACAUGGAGGCCCAAGUUCACAAGCUGAGAGAAGAGCUGAUUCACGUAAACUCGCAGCGGAAACAGCAGCUGAUAGAGCUUGGUCUUCUUCGUGAAGAGGAGAAGCAAAGGGCUGCAAGGGACCAUGAGACCGCUGUCUACAAACUGAAGGCUGAGUCAGAAAAGAUGAAGAUGGAGCUGAAAAAGACUCACGCCGCUGAGACAGAGGUGACAUUGGAAAAGGCCAACAGCAGGCUGAAGCAGAUUGAGAAGGAAUACACUCAGAAGCUUGCCAAAUCUUCACAGAUCAUAGCAGAACUUCAGACAACCAUUUCCUCUCUGAAAGAGGAGAAGAGCCGGCAGCAGCUUGCUGCAGAAAGGCGGCUCCAGGAUGUUAUACAGAAGUUUGAAGAUGAGAAGCAGCAGCUGAUUAGAGAUAAUGACCGAGCAAUCAAGGCUUUACAAGACGAACUAGAAAACCGCGCUAACCAGGUGCGAUGCGCAGAGAAGAAACUACAGCACAAGGAACUAGAGUCACAGGAACAGGUAGGCACUCCCCACUGCCGCUGGGCCGGUUGGCCGGCUUCCUGUCCCCAGGCCAAGCCGCUUCCUUACUUCCCGUUGCCCCUGGGGUGCGCCGGCUGCGAGGAGCAGAAUACCCCACCCCUAGUUGGCGGAAGCGGCGUGGGGACCGAUCAGCUCCCAUGA
Leptonychotes weddellii (Weddell seal) is the source of this 2899-nucleotide messenger RNA. NCBI's taxonomy places the organism in Eukaryota, Metazoa, Chordata, Mammalia, Carnivora, Phocidae. The record is from RefSeq and is a predicted model, not a curated record.